Molecule: messenger RNA, 3443 nt
Organism: Eriocheir sinensis (Chinese mitten crab)
Lineage: Eukaryota; Metazoa; Arthropoda; Malacostraca; Decapoda; Varunidae
Gene: dtr
Product: dynein axonemal assembly factor 1 homolog
Exons: 7
Coding region: 96-3200 (1034 amino acids)
Molecular function (GO): protein binding
Source: RefSeq, a predicted model, not a curated record
CAAUUCUCCCUGUUUACAUCAGUCAUGUCCUUCCCAUCCCGUUUGUGUUUGUGAGGCCAAAAUAGGAGUCUUGAAGGUGAACUAUACUGUGUGUAAUGGAGGAGGACAAGAAAGAGUACAGCGGGCCGAGGAUGACGAGGGAGAACCUGAGGCAGCUGUGCAAGGACCACCACCUCUACAGCGUGCCCGCCCUCAACGAUGUCCUCUACCUGCACUUUCAAGGUUACACGGAGAUCGAAAACCUGGAGGAGUACACGGGGCUUCGUUGUCUGUGGCUGGAGAACAACGGCCUUCGACGAAUCUCUGGUCUGGAUCACCUGAGGCACCUGCGCUCGCUGCACCUGCACCACAACCUGCUCACCUCCCUGGCCGGCAUCCAGCACCUCCCCACCCUCGUCACCCUCAACGUGGCGCACAACAUGAUCUCGAAUAUCGAACACCUGAGUGGUCUGGCUCACCUGGAGACGCUGCAGGUGAACCACAACCGCCUCACUUCCGUGGAUUGUCUCGCACCGCUCGCCACCUGCCCCGCCCUUUGUUCCGUCGACCUCUCCUACAACAGCCUCAAGGGUCCCGGCCUCGCUCUGGUCUUGGGCGAGGUGCGGGAGCUGCGGUGCGUCCAGGCGACAGGCAACCCGGCCACGCGCGAGGUGCGGCCCUACAGGAACACCUUCAUCCUCACCUGUCCCCAGCUCACCUAUCUGGACGACCGGCCUGUCUUCCCCGUGGACCGUGCUGCCGCCGAGGCCUGGCGCUCCGGCGGGUUGGACGCGGAGCGGGCGACGCGGAGGGAGUGGGCCGAGAGGGAGCACCGCCGCCAGAGGGAGUGUGUUAACGACUUACUAAAGCUUCGGGAGAGAGUUCUGGCAGAGCGAGCAGCCAAGGAGAAGGAGGUGUCAGAGGGGGCAGGAGCCGCGGCAACACGAGAGCCCAGCACGCCCGCAGACUGGGGGAUCUUCGUGCAGGAUAACGGGAACGAGAAGAUUUACGCCCUGACUCCCGAAGCCAAACAGUGGGCGAUAAAGAGACUGAGAAAGGACGAAGAGGAAGCGGAAAAAGAGCCGAAGCAAGAGAGAGAGGUGGAAGGGGAGGCUGACCAUAGUAACCAAGAAAAAGAAACCAACGAACCGCAUUCAGACGAGACUCAAGAGACACCCGACCUGAGAGACGAGAAACUGAUGGACGACCAGAUCGACCUUAGUCAGGACGAAGGGUUCAAGAGACUCCUGGGAUUCUUAAGUGAUGAUUCUGAUGACGUGGAGGCUCAAGCUCGCUGCGUUCUAAACAAUACGAUAAAUACAGAGAAAUCAAGAGAAAUAAAUCGUCUUAAAGAUCCUGAAGAAAUCGUAAUUUUGUCCCCUGAAGAUUCAAUAACCACAGAAUUUAUAUACGAAAAGUCACCGGCUGAUGGAAAAACAAGAGAAUCUGAGUCUCUGAUAGAUUUGGAAAUUACUGAAUUUGAAGAAGUAAAGAACGAGACAGAAAGACAAGUCGUAAAUGAACACUUGAAGGAACUUGAAGGCAGUGAAGAGAGUGUUAGUAAGUCGAGCGAAAGUGCUACCGAGACGAGGGAAACUUUAGUCGCUGCUCGAAACUCAGAGUACGACUCUAUCUGUCCACGACUGUCCUUGCCUCUUCGGUACCAGGAGGAGGAGGAGGAAGACGAGGAUGAUGAUCAUUUAUUCUUUAGGAGUUGUCAAAAUUUUAUCCUUGCAUCGACAGCGAGCAACACAGAUUCUCCAGACCAGAAAGAUAAACCUGACGAAAGACGAGAAAGUCCUCUCUUUACGUUGCCUCAUCAGCAGGAAGAAGAAGAGAACGAUGACAGCGACAACGACGAGGAAGACCGAAUGCUUCUCAGAGCUUCUCAAAAUUUCGUCAUUGCCCCCCCGGAGAGCAGCAUGGCACUAGACGAUCAAGACGUCAGCGAGGAAGAAAGGGGAAGACCACCCUCACCCAACCUCGACUCGGACCAGUACACUCAGGCUUUCCUUCGUCAGCUGGUGGCGAGGCACAACGCAUCCUCCGAGAAUCAAUCAGACAUUGAGGAAAUCUUAGAAAACCUGGAUUUGGACGCCCAGGAAGCACCACCCACGCACCCUCGUCACCCACACGCGGCCAUUCUUCAGCAGCUAGCUGAUAGGAGUGAGCCGGAGAGUGGCGAAGACGAGGAGCCUAUAACCCGAAGACAGAUCAACGGGCGGUGCCAUCCUAUGCGUCGAGUUGGCUUGCCCAUCUACGGCGAGGGGUGGGUGGAGGAGGUCAGGCGAAGAAUUCUGGAGGAUGCUGACUGGGAGGAGGAAAUAUUGUCCUCAAGUGACACAUCCGAGGAGGAGGGAAGUGUUGAUGACCUCAAUGUGGAGACGCCGGAGGAGUCAAGCAUGGCCGAGGAUGACUCUAGCUGGCAGGAGGACGACAGCGUGUUUGAAGAGAGUGUAGAGAACGUGAGCUCCGCCUCACCGCGGAAGGUCUUGGAUAGUGGGAGAGUAAUGGAGACAAACGACCCACUGGCAGCUCAACUAUCUAACAAGACGAGCAUUAGAACUAACGCGUCACUAAACACAAGGAAAGAGGAAGAGGAGGAGGACGAGGAGGAGGAGGAGGAGGAGAUGCAUGAGAAGCUGGCAGAGGAGCCAUCGAUUUCAACGUCUUGCUCCAGUAUGAGUCUGCCGUCCAUAAAUGAGUCCCUGGAGAGCAACGACGAAGGGGAGACAGAAGUACCUCAGAUCUUACCUCCUGGUACUGCUGGGGAAGAGACGAGAGGCACUGAAGUAGUUGAAGGAAGAGAAGGAUUAGGGUGGAGACGAGGAGGAAGAGGAGGAGCAGGAAGCUGUUUUCAGGAGUCCCAACACCCACAGGUCCGGGAUUCUGACGUCAUCACUGUCCAUGCUCCCGGAAGUGAUUCAGCACAGUCAGCACGGACAACACCAGCGGCCCCAGAGUCAGCUACCCCGUGCGUCAGCGGCGGUGAUGCAAGCACUGAUGACGCGGCUCCUCCGGUAUUACCCAAGGAAGGUUAUUCGGCGCCUCAGGAACGGGUAGGAAGGAGGAGGUCACAUGACAGGCACCCCAGACACAGGGAGUCGACCCUCAGCACCCACGACGCCCUCAGAAGCUCACACGAGGCUUUCGUCAGCGGCUACAACAUCACAGGCAGGUCACUUGUAUUUGUCUGUAUUUUACAGGCCCACUGUUAUUAGAAAGUUUUUCUCACAUACCAAGUUUAGAUGAUGAUGAUGCAAAUUCAGGUGAAAAAUUUGUUGCUUUCAUAUGCAAAUGCAGGUGGAAAAAAAUACUCUGAUGAUGCAAUUUACUGACAAGGAGAUGACUUGAAGGGGAUUUAUUUAAGUGCAGGAAAUGUAUGCGUCAUGUUUACUUUUAUCAUCAACAUUUAAGUGAAGACGAAAAUAACGUGAUGCAAAUAACGAGAGGAAUGGCUUCAC